Pelodiscus sinensis (Chinese soft-shelled turtle) is the source of this 1353-nucleotide messenger RNA. The record is from RefSeq and is a predicted model, not a curated record. NCBI's taxonomy places the organism in Eukaryota, Metazoa, Chordata, Testudines, Trionychidae.
AUGGGGGACGGAAGCAGCCUAAGAUUAGAGCAAUUCAGAGUGCAGGAGCUAGGACCUCGACCCAGCAGACACCCACUGUUCUAUGUUGCAGUGCAAGGCUCGCGGCCUGGCAAAAACGUGCAGCUGACGGAGAACGAGAUCCGGGGCCUCUGCCUCAAGUCGCGGGAGAUCUUCCUGAGCCAGCCCAUCCUGCUGGAGCUGGAAGCGCCGCUCAAGAUCUGUGGUGACAUCCACGGGCAGUACUAUGACCUGCUGCGGCUCUUUGAAUAUGGGGGCUUCCCACCUGAGAGCAACUACCUCUUUCUGGGCGACUAUGUGGACCGGGGCAAGCAGUCAUUGGAGACCAUCUGCCUCCUGUUGGCCUACAAGAUCAAGUACCCUGAGAACUUCUUCCUGCUGCGUGGCAACCACGAGUGCGCCAGCAUCAACCGUAUCUACGGCUUCUACGAUGAGUGCAAGAGGCGCUACAACAUCAAGCUGUGGAAGACGUUCACCGACUGCUUCAACUGCCUGCCCAUUGCUGCCAUUGUGGAUGAGAAAAUCUUCUGCUGCCAUGGAGGGCUGUCUCCAGACUUGCAGUCAAUGGAGCAGAUCCGCAGGAUCAUGCGCCCCACAGAUGUGCCGGAUCAGGGGCUGCUGUGCGACCUCCUGUGGUCUGACCCUGACAAGGAUGUCCAGGGCUGGGGCGAGAAUGAUCGUGGUGUCUCCUUCACCUUUGGCUCCGAGGUGGUCGCCAAGUUCCUGCACAAACAUGACCUGGACCUGAUCUGUAGGGCACACCAGGUAGUGGAAGAUGGUUACGAGUUCUUUGCCAAGCGCCAGCUGGUGACACUUUUCUCCGCCCCCAAUUACUGUGGCGAGUUUGACAACGCGGGUGCCAUGAUGAGCGUGGAUGAGACACUCAUGUGCUCCUUCCAGAUCCUGAAACCAGCUGACAAGAACAAGGGCAAGUACGGGCAGUUCAGCGGCCUGACCCCCGGCGGGCGCCCUGUCACGCCCCCGCGCAACUCGGCCAAAGCCAAGAAGUAACCGGCUGUUCCCCCCCACCCUGCCCCACGGACUGGGGGGCUGGGCCCACCCCCCGGCUGCCCUGGCUCUCUGCCCCGGGGCUCUGCUGUCCAGUGCCCACCCUGCCUGCCUGGGGCAGAGCUGAAUUGUUAUUUUUAAACUCCUGGAGUUUGCUACCAAAAAUCCUGCUCCAGGGAGGGGGGGCUGGGGAUGGCUCUUGAUUUCUGGGGAGGGGGUUUCACUUUUCUUUUUUUUUGGAUCACGUCUAUUUUGCCAGUUGAGCCCCUGCCCCUCCCCCCUGCUGCUGAGAAUCUUUUUGAAUAAAUAUUUACCAGAAAUUCUUAA